AUGGCUGAGAUGGCUGAGAGCAAGGUGGCCACGAAGCACGUUGAGGCCGUAGCCGACUACAGUGAGGACGCUGCCCACCGCGGUCAACUACUCUUCGAUGAGGAGCGGCAUCUCGGUGUUCUCGCGACGGCAAAGCUACAUCGCAGAGCACUAUUGACAUGUAGUGUUACCUUCACGGCUGGACUGGUGUUUGGCUUCGACACCGUCGUUAACGGCGCCUCUAUAUCAAUGCCAUCAUUCCUUCUGUACUUCGGCAGCAUUGGACCUACAGGACCGUUCCUCCCAUCCAUCUGGACGUCGUUAUGGACCGCAAUGUCCGGUCUGUGUCAAGCAAUAGGAGCCAUUAUCAUUGGCAUUGUUGCUGACAGAUUCGGUCGAAAAUGGUCUGCAUGUGGUGCUGCAGCUCUCACUCUCGUUGGUACCGCCGUCCAGUACACCGCCCACGCAAGGGGAACAUUGAUGGCUGGCAAGAUGAUCGCCGGGCUCGGUGUUGGCGCAAUCCUGGCUGUUGCUACCACUUACGCCUCGGAGGUGGCACCUCUCAAGCUACGAGGACCGAUUCAGGCCACCCUUGUGUUGUUUACCGUCUUCAUGCAAGGUCUUGCCUUGGGUGUGGUUCGAGUCUUUGUCCCAAACGUUCAUGAACAGGCAUUCAGAAAUGUCUUUGCGACACAGUGGGCAGUCGGUGGGCUUGCUCUUAUCUGCUUCGCGCUUGUCCCAGAAUCUCCAGUGUUUUUGAUCACCCGUGGCGAUAUACCCGCAGCUCGAAAGGUAAUGGGGCGAAUCUACGGAGAGAAGAAACAGCCAGAUGAGAGAACAGCGUUACUCAUCAGAACCAUCCGUGACGAGCAGGCCAACAGCAAACUCACUGGGGGCACCUACCUCGAUUGCUUCAAGGGAACGGACAGAAUACGAACAGGUACCGUAGCCUUCUUGUACACGACGUCAAAUGUCGGUGGCGCAGGCUUUCUCGCACAGAACAUCUACUUCCUCAUCAUUGCCGGACUCGAGCCAAUUCAUGCUUUCGAUAUUGGGAUCGGGGGUUUUGGUUUGGCCAUCCUUAUCAUCAUCGCUAGUGGUGCGUACUUGAAGAAGAUCAGUCGUCGUACGACGGUUAUCGCUGGCUGUGUCAUGAAUAUCUUUUUCAUGAUUAUCAUUGGCGCACUGUACUAUGCCCCUGGCCGUGGAGCAUUGUGGGCUAUCGCUAUUCUCAUGAAUCUUUUGAUAUCCUUUCAAACAAGUACCCUUCAGGCGGUGGGAUGGCCCACUGCGGCAGAAAUUCCUAGCUAUCGAUUACGAGCGAAGACCCUGUCGAUCGGAGUGUUCGCUCAGACGCUGACGACGUGGUUCUUCUCUUUCGUCACGCCGUACAUGUACAACGUGGACUCGGGAAACCUCGGGGCACGCACUGGGUUUGUCUAUGCGGGCACGAGUGUUUUCCUUGUCAUAAUCGCCUACCUCUACUGUCCCAAUACCGCGGGAUUGUCCACUCAAGAGAUUGAUGAUCUCUACGAACAAAAGAUGUCUCCGAGGCUGUUCCAAGCCAGGGACAGGCAACUUGAUGAGCAGGGAAUGCGCGACAAGAAUUUGCAAUCGGAUGUCCGGAGCUGA
Molecule: messenger RNA, 1611 nt
Organism: Exophiala bonariae
Lineage: Eukaryota; Fungi; Ascomycota; Eurotiomycetes; Chaetothyriales; Herpotrichiellaceae
Exons: 5
Coding region: 1-1611 (536 amino acids)
Biological process (GO): transmembrane transport; carbohydrate transport
Cellular component (GO): membrane
Molecular function (GO): carbohydrate:proton symporter activity
Source: RefSeq, a predicted model, not a curated record